Lepisosteus oculatus (spotted gar) is the source of this 3199-nucleotide messenger RNA. Lineage: Eukaryota; Metazoa; Chordata; Actinopteri; Semionotiformes; Lepisosteidae. The record is from RefSeq and is a predicted model, not a curated record.
UUUAGUGUUCAGUUAUCCUGCAGUCAACAGCCAGACGUGAGGCAGAACAAACCUCUGUUCGGACAUCAGUCUGCAUACAUUUCUGCACUCUGAGCGGCUGCGAAGCUUCGGCAACCUUUCCAGACCACCUACUCAAAGUACGUCCUUCCUUAUUUUCAGGAUCUAAAAGAGUACGCCGUGGUAAGAUAAAAGACAGCAUUUGCAGAGGAAAUAUUCUGUUCUUUGGUGAUUGGAUGGGAAAAAUCUUUGACCUUGGAAACUGAAGAUGUUGUUGCCAUGGAAACUGCUAAUACUUCUGUCAUUCAAGGAGUGCCUUGCAGAGAGAAACAUAUUACAUGGACCAGUCUUCACACAAGAACCAAGUGAUAUAAUGUUUCCUUUGAAUUCAGAGGAUAGUAAGAUAUUUAUAAAUUGUAAAGCUAAAGGAAAUCCAAUACCAACUUAUAGAUGGAAGUUUAAUGGACAAGACAUUGAAACAGACAUGGACUAUAGCUAUCACUUGGUUGAAGGUAACUUGCUGAUAAACACCCCAGAUGCAAGCAGACAUGGAGGAAUCUACCAGUGUAUAGCAACUAACACCUUUGGAACCAUUGUUAGCAGAGAAGCAAAGGUGCAAUUUGCAUACCUUGAAAAUUUCAACAGCAAACAAAGGAGUGCAGUGUCAGUGCGGGAAGGACAAGCUGUGGUGUUGCUCUGCGGACCACCACCACACUCAGGAGAGCUCACGUAUUCCUGGGUUUUCAAUGAAGCUUUCAACUUUGUACAGCAGGACAACCGUCGCUUCAUUUCACAAAAGACAGGGAACUUGUACAUAGCAAAAGUAGAAGCAUCAGAUGUUGGGAAUUACACCUGUGUGGUGAGGAAUGUUAUAACCAAUGCCACAGUGUUCAGUUCUCCAACUCCUGUAGUAUUACGUACAGAUGCUGUGAUGGGAGAGUAUGAGCCAAAAAUAGAAGUGCAGUUCUCAGACACAGUUUCUGUUGCUAAAGGAUCCUCGGUAAAGUUGGAAUGCUUCGCCCUGGGAAACCCAGUUCCUGUCAUAACAUGGAGAAGAGCAGAUGGUAAUCCUUUUCCUGGCAAGGUCAAAAUAAACAGCUCCAAUGGAGUCCUUGAAAUCCCAUAUUUCCGACCAGAAGAUGCUGGGAUAUAUGAAUGUAUUGCUGAGAACUCAAGAGGAAGAAAUGUUGCAAAAGGAAGGCUGAUUUUCUAUGAUGUUGAACAUCUUCACUGGGUCCAAACAUUAAAAGAUUCAUACAUGUCCAUUGAAGAUGAUCUCUAUUGGGAGUGCAAAGCCAGUGGGAAACCAAAACCUACAUAUAGGUGGCUGAAAAAUGGAGAACUUUUGGUUCUUGAGGACAGAAUUCAGAUAGAAAAUGGUAGACUAACCAUUACAAAUCUCAGCCUGAUGGAUUCUGGGAUGUAUCAGUGUUUGGCAGAAAACAGACACGGAAUCAUUUAUGCUAGUGCUGAGCUCAAGGUUGUCGCAUCACCACCAGAUUUUUCCAAAAGUCCAGUGAGGAAAACCACAAUGAUUCAAAAAGGAGGUGAAGUUACCAUUGAAUGCCGACCAAAAGCUUCUCCAAGGGCUACCUUCUCAUGGAAGAAGGGCGGUGAAAUUCUUCAAGAAAGUAAGAGGGUGGCUGUGUUAGAGGAUGGAAGCCUGAGAAUCACCAAUGUUACGAAAUCUGAUGGUGGAAGAUACACAUGUAUUGCCAGAAACCCAUUUGGAACUUCGAGCAGCACAGGAAGUUUGGUGGUUAAAGAGCCUACAAAGAUCAUUAUUCCACCUUUAAGUGUUGAUGCUACAGUUGGGGAAAGCAUAGUCCUUCCAUGUGAAGUAUCAAAAGACUCAACCCUAGAUCCCACCUUCAAAUGGUUUUUCAAUGGGAAGCUGAUUGAUUUUAACAGACAAGACCAUUUUGAAAAAAUCGGAGGAGGUUCUUCUGGUGACUUGAUGAUCAGGAAUAUUCAACUGAAGCAUGCAGGAAAAUAUGUCUGCAUGGUCCAUACAGUUGUUGACAGUGUAUCAGCGGCAGCUGACUUGAUUGUGAGAGGGCCCCCAGGUCCUCCAGAGGAUCUGAUUGUUGAAGAGAUUACUGACACAACAGCUCAGCUUUCCUGGGGACCAGUUCCUGAAUACAUACCUGGAAAGACACUGAGAACCACCGUGGUAGAUCUAAACCCGUGGGUGGAUUAUGAAUUUCGGGUGGUUGCAAGCAACAGUGUUGGGGUUGGAGAGCCAAGUGCUCCAUCAAAGCAGUUCAGGACAAAAGCAGGAGUUCCAGAAAUUGCUCCUGCUAAUGUCAGUGGAGGUGGUGGAAGCCGAUCAGAACUUGUAAUUGUAUGGGAGCCUAUUCCAGAAGAGCUACAGAAUGGAGAAGGGUUUGGAUAUGUUGUUGCUUUCCGACCUCUUUACACAACCACAUGGAUGCAGACAGUAGUAGCUGUACCUGAUGCCUCCAGAUAUGUCUUCAAGAAUGAAAGCAUCCCACCACUUUCGCCAUUUGAAGUCAAAGUUGGUGUCUAUAAUAACAUUGGUGAAGGACCAUUCAGUCAUGUAUUCACAGUUUAUUCUGCAGAAGACGAACCUAAUGCGGCACCCUCAAGAGUGUCUGCUAGAAGUCUGUCAGCUUCCGAAAUUGAAGUGUAUUGGGAUCCUGUGCCUUGGAAGACCAGUGCUGGAAGAAUUCUGGGUUAUGAGGUGCUCUUCUGGGAAAUUGGUGUAAUGGAAAAGGAUGCUGAGAAAAUCAGGGUGACAGACAUAUCUGCAAAUAUUACAGGCCUGAAGGGGAGCACAACAUAUUCAAUAGAGGUCAAGGCAUAUAACAGUGCUGGAACUGGCCCUUCAAGUGCACCAGUAAAUGUCACCACCAAAAAGCCACCUCCAAGUCAACCGCCUGGGAAUAUUGAAUGGAACUUGACAAAUUCAAAGAUCUUUUUGAAUUGGGAGCAUGUGAAGGCAAUGGAAAAUGAGUCAGAGGUGAUUGGAUACAAGGUUGUGUAUCGUCAGAACUGGCACAGCAGGACAAAUGUUGUAGAGACUAAUAAAACAUCAGUGGAGCUGCAGCUUCCAUCAGGAGAAGACUACCUCAUAGAGAUAAAAACAUUCAGUGAUGGAGGAGAUGGCAGUAGCAGUGGGCCAAUCAGGAUUCCAAAGAUGUCAAGUAAGAGAUUACCUUUUAUUUUAAAAAGUCACUAA